GCAGGCGGGGAUCGGGGAGCCGCCUCACGCUGUCUGUUCCCGCUCCCGCUCCCGCCCCCAGAUGGCGUCUGCCAUGGACUCGCGUUAUGGGCAGAAGGAGUCCGCGGACCAGAACUUCGACUACAUGUUCAAGAUCCUGAUCAUCGGCAACAGCAGCGUGGGGAAGACGUCCUUCCUCUUCCGUUACGCCGACGACUCCUUCACGCCCGCCUUCGUCAGCACCGUGGGCAUCGACUUCAAGGUCAAGACCAUCUACCGAAAUGACAAGAGGAUCAAGCUGCAGAUCUGGGACACAGCAGGGCAGGAGCGGUACCGCACCAUCACCACCGCCUACUACCGCGGCGCCAUGGGCUUCAUCCUCAUGUAUGACAUCACAAACGAGGAAUCUUUCAAUGCCGUGCAGGACUGGUCCACUCAAAUCAAGACCUACUCAUGGGACAAUGCCCAGGUGCUGCUGGUGGGCAACAAGUGUGACAUGGAAGACGAGCGGGUGGUGUCCUCGGAGCGCGGCCGGCAGCUGGCCGACCACCUUGGCUUCGAGUUCUUUGAGGCAAGCGCUAAGGACAACAUCAAUGUCAAGCAGACCUUCGAGCGCCUGGUGGACGUCAUCUGCGAGAAGAUGUCCGAGUCCCUGGACACGGCUCCCGCC
Fukomys damarensis (Damara mole-rat) is the source of this 649-nucleotide messenger RNA. RefSeq names its product RAB3A, member RAS oncogene family (gene Rab3a). Gene Ontology annotation, cellular component: axon; plasma membrane; endosome. Gene Ontology annotation, molecular function: GTP binding; GTPase activity. The record is from RefSeq and is a predicted model, not a curated record. The annotation marks the transcript as partial. Gene Ontology annotation, biological process: regulation of exocytosis; protein secretion; axonogenesis. Lineage: Eukaryota; Metazoa; Chordata; Mammalia; Rodentia; Bathyergidae. The transcript has 4 exons.